GAUCCUCUUUUCCUUCCGAUUCCAUAGCUCUGCAUCGCCUAUAAAUAGCCCAGCCGGUCUCUGCGCCUGUCUUCGUCACCGCCCAUCUUUCUCUCAGCUAAGAAUCGAAGCUUUCGGUAGAAGAUCGACGGCUUCCUGUAAAACCCUAGUUUCAGAUCUCUGCCAAAAUCCUAAUCCCUGAUCUUCCAUGGCGUCUCCCAGAGAACGCAGCAACUUCGUCUACAUUGCUAAGCUCGCGGAGCAGGCCGAGCGCUACGACGAGAUGGUCGAUUCCAUGAAGAACGUUGCGAAGCUUGACGUCGAAUUGACCGUGGAGGAGCGAAACCUGUUAUCUGUUGGGUACAAGAACGUGAUUGGAGCGCGGCGUGCCUCCUGGCGGAUUCUCUCCUCGAUCGAGCAGAAGGAGGAGGGGAAGGGGAACGACCACCACGUGAAGCGGAUCAAGGAGUACCGGCAGAAGGUUGAAUCGGAGCUUACGAACAUUUGUAAUGAUAUCAUGACUGUAAUCGACGAGCAUCUGAUUCCUUCAUCAACGACGGGAGAAUCAACAGUGUUUUAUUACAAGAUGAAAGGCGAUUACUAUCGUUAUCUUGCAGAAUUUAAGACUGGAAUUGAAAAGAAAGAGGCUGCGGAUCAGUCACUGAAAGCAUACGAGAUGGCUUCUACCACAGCAGAGGCAGAUCUAUCCCCUACACAUCCAAUCCGGUUGGGCCUGGCACUAAAUUUCUCAGUCUUUUAUUAUGAGAUCAUGAACUCACCAGAAAGGGCCUGCCACCUUGCCAAGCAAGCUUUCGAUGAAGCUAUUUCUGAGCUCGAUACCCUCAGUGAAGAAUCUUACAAAGAUAGCACUCUGAUCAUGCAACUUUUGAGGGAUAACCUCACCCUGUGGACUUCUGACAUUCCGGAGGACGGAGAAGACUCUCAGAAGAUGGAGAGCAUUGCCAAAGUUGGUGGAGGUGAUGACGCAUAGUGAAACAGGUAGGAGCUGGAGCCUCAGCUGUGUAAAACGUGAAGUAUGUUGAAAUAUCCUCAGCCUUUCCUUUUCCAUAAAAGGUUUUUCAGAUAUCCGUUAUUUCUGGUGUGGUUUUUUAGUUGACAUCCAGACACUCCAAAUCUAGGCUUUGGAAAAGAAAAAAAAAAUUGGAUUUCAGACUGGCGUGGUUUCUUUAGGAGUUCUAUGAAUGCAGGAAAGCAGAAGACUUGUACUAUUGUUUUACCACAUUCCCUGUCUUCUUCUUCUUCUUCUUCUUUUUUUUCUUUUUUCUUUUUUCUUUUUUGUUGUUGUUGUUGUUGUUAUUGUAUCAUUUGACUUACCAAUGGUGAUUGCCAUGCCCCCACAUAUAUGCUAUUAUUUGAUCAGCUUCUCCUCUGUUUGCCACUCUUUCUGAUGUAAUAAUUUGAUGAACUUCUGGGACUGUGGGUCCCACCCAGUGUUUGAUGUUGAUUACA
Molecule: messenger RNA, 1449 nt
Organism: Magnolia sinica
Lineage: Eukaryota; Viridiplantae; Streptophyta; Magnoliopsida; Magnoliales; Magnoliaceae
Product: 14-3-3-like protein B
Exons: 7
Coding region: 188-970 (260 amino acids)
Biological process (GO): signal transduction
Cellular component (GO): cytoplasm
Source: RefSeq, a predicted model, not a curated record